Trypanosoma cruzi is the source of this 1077-nucleotide messenger RNA. RefSeq lists its product as uncharacterized. The record is from RefSeq and is a predicted model, not a curated record. Lineage: Eukaryota; Euglenozoa; Kinetoplastea; Trypanosomatida; Trypanosomatidae. The transcript has a single exon. The coding region runs from base 1 to 1077 and encodes 358 amino acids.
AUGGAGGUGGUGUGUGACGGUGUGCCAUGCCGUGUGGAGGUGAGGGGAUACGUGAUUUCGUGCACACCCUUGGGGGGAGAUGGGGCCGCUCCAGCUUCUGUUUUUUCACGUUCUGAAAUCAACCAGCUGCUGCGUUCCCGGCGGGAUCAGGCAUCCGCGAAGGUUGUUGUUGGCUCCAAGAGCAUCACGAUGCGUUUUGUAGAUCCCCACGACCGGGAGCGGUUCAUUGACGAGUUGCAAAGCAUGGAGUCUGCUGGGGGAGACGGUGGGCAGUGGGUGGCAUCCACCAUCUGCCAGACGGCUGUGGAUUUGGGCCUGCUUGACGAGGCGGCGUUGGAUGCACUGAUCAAGGAGGAGUUUCCACGCGGUGUUGUGGUGGCCUUUGACGCCAUUGGCUCGCUUUUCGACCCGAAGACAUUCAAACUCCGCCCCAUAACGGACCAGUUGGAAAGCGACAUUUUUCGCCAGUUGCCGGUCCUUGCGAAAAUAUUUGAGCGCAGGGUAACGGAUGAGGAGACAAGGCAACGCUUUUGGGAGGCGGUGGUGCGAAAGUACUUCUGCUUCUCACGCACCUUUCUGGAGGAAGAAAUACGGGAGCUGGAGCCGGAGGAGACGGCGGCGCCUGUUCCUGCUGGAGGAGAAGAGAUGGGUCUAUCGAGCAUCAAUGUCAUGUCAGGCAGGGCCCUUCCCAAAGUGAGGUCGUCCGUUCUGCACGAACUGGGCCCCGCAGAGGCGUCGCAGGCGGUGGGGCCGCACUUCCACGCACGUCUUUUUUGUGGGCAGCCGAUAACAUCACGCCGAGUUGGGAAGAGCCGACGAUGUGAUGUGCACCCCCCGCAUGCCUUUAAGGAGGUUUCCCGACCACCAUCUGUUUCUUGGGUGAUGCCAAAAGAGAGCACCAACCGAGAAACCCUUGAGCUACUCAGAAGGUUUUGGCGCAGCAACGUGAGCCAAAAGAAGGCGUUGCGGUCCAAAUUGGAUAAUGUUAACAAUAACAGCGGUAGUUUCUUGCAGCGUCAGUGUAUUCUGCGGGCGAGGGAGUUUAUUAGGGAGUUGGGUCCUGAGGAAGGCUGCUGA